This is a messenger RNA of Danaus plexippus (monarch butterfly), 2023 nucleotides long. RefSeq names its product carboxylic ester hydrolase-like. The coding region runs from base 490 to 1923 and encodes 477 amino acids. The transcript is spliced from 3 exons. NCBI's taxonomy places the organism in Eukaryota, Metazoa, Arthropoda, Insecta, Lepidoptera, Nymphalidae. The record is from RefSeq and is a predicted model, not a curated record.
UUUCGCGUAUAAGUCUUUUUCAAAUCACUCACAAAUAUCACAGUUUAUUUUUUUGAUAAUCAUGAAACAUUUUUUCGUUCACUAUGCCGCGUGCGACAUUAAAAUAAACCGUGCAUAGAAAAUGAAUAAAGUAUUUACAUAUUCUAUUUUAGCAUUCAAAUAAAUGACCGAAAGGAUUUCGUAUAAAUUACGAAUAAAUAUGAUGCGUAUUGGGUUUGUUUAUUUAUUGCUAACAAAGCAUCAGGUGAAUGGUCAUGUGUUAUCUCUAUGUUCAAACGUACUUGAUGUACGAAAACAUUUUGUUAUGAAGCGUUAUAUAAAAAGUUUUAAUUAAUAAUACUUUUCUUUCAUCGUAUGAUAUUUUGCGACUAAACUGUAGAGUACUGCUAGUGUUGUUUUAUAAUAUAGUCACGGUUUGAAAAUAGUUUACAGUUUCUUUUUUUAAAUAUUUUCGUUUCAGAGUACCGUUAUCUCGUUUGACAUUCAGUUAUGCAUCUGUCAUGUUACUAUAUAUUUCUAUUACUCAAUGUAGUAUUAGGUUCGAAAUUUUUUAUAAAAAAAUACGGUUUAACUAUAGUUGGGUUAAGGCUAAAAACUAUUUAUCAUAGCAAUGAAUACGGGGCAUUUUACAGAAUUCCGUACGCUGAACAGCCCGUAGGAGAGUUACGAUUUAAGGCUCCUAAAGAAUUAAAAACUUUUGAUAAAAAUAAAACAUAUGAAUUCAGUAAAUUAUACAGAGAUACAUCUUUUAUCAACGAGAAUUGUUUACACUUAACAAUUUUUACACCAAUAUUAAAUAGCCUAAGUCAAUAUUUUCCGAUUUUGGUGUGGCCUCAAGAGUCAGUCAGUCAAUAUGGCCCGGACUUUUUUAUAGACGAGGAGGUAUUAGUAGUAAUCGUAAACUUUCGAUCCUCAAUAUUUGGCUUUCUGAAUACUGAAGAUGAUUUCGCUGAAGGCAAUAUGGGAGCCAAAGAUAUUUUACUCGCCCUUAAGUGGUUGCUUGAUAACAUUAGUAUAUUUAAUGGUGAUCCCAGAAGAAUAACUAUAAUGGGUUCAGGUGAAGCAACGACGUCCGUGGCAUCUAUGCUUUUGACGAGAGUGGCUGGAACUUUAUUCCAAAGAGCGAUAAUCAUGGACGGAAGUGCGCUAUCCCCUGCUGACUAUAGACCAUAUAAUUUUGAAGUUGCCAACAAAUUAUUUUGGAAAUUUAAUGGGAGUUGGGAUCAGUUCAAUCGCAAAGAAUUGUAUAAUAUACUUAAAAAUUCCUCAGCUGCCAAAUUAAAACUAGCCUCUCGCGAACUCUAUGACAGCACGGAAGUGAGAGAUAAACAGAGAUUAAUAAACGCUUUUAGUUGUACAGUUGAAAAUAAUUCUGGUGAGAGAGCAUUUAUGACUAAAUCACCAGUUGAUGUUUAUAGAGGAAAAAAUGUCAGCAAAAUAAAUGUUAUUUUCGGAUAUACAACAUUUCCAUCGCUGUUCCAAUUGGACGGCAUUUCUAAAAACAGAAAACUGUUGAAAUAUUUAAAUUACAAUUUUCAAUAUCUGUUGCCGUUCGAGGGGGAAUGUGAUGAAUACGGAUCCAAGCGCUAUAGAAGAAUAAGAAAGGAAAUCAUGAAUUUUUAUUUCAUAAAUGGAACUAUAACGGAUGUUAGUUUCAAAAGGUAUGCAAAAUAUAUUUCCGACCAGACAAUAUAUCCAUUGCUUCGGCAAGCUGUAUUACAGUCCAAAGUAUCAAAAGGGAGCGUUUACUUGUAUCGACUUCCUCUCAACGGACCGUUGAAUAUGAGGUGGAGAAAAUUUGUACCCAAUCUGAAAUGGAAAGGUGCUACUUCAGGCGACGAAAUCUGCUACCUAUUCAAAUGCAAAUCGGAAUUAGAAACUUAUAAUAGAAUUGGGAAGGCUCCCAACACCUCGAGGUGUUAAUAAUAUCUUUGGAUCAUUCAAAUGGUUGCCGUUAGAAGAAAGGAGACCUAUAAGAGCUUUGAAUAUGGGACAUCACUUAAAAAUGGUUAAUGUGCCCGAA